Protopolystoma xenopodis is the source of this 273-nucleotide messenger RNA. The record is from the annotation of a GenBank genome assembly. NCBI's taxonomy places the organism in Eukaryota, Metazoa, Platyhelminthes, Monogenea, Polystomatidea, Polystomatidae.
CUUAUGAUGGGCUUCAUGCUGCCCACCUGGUUUCUGUCUAUGUGGAUGAGCAACACUGCCACGACAGCUAUGAUGAUCACUCUGGUGGACGCAGUGACGGAUCGUCUUGAGAGCCUUUCCAGGGAGGGUAAGUCAGAUAAUGGCCGGACAGUAGACUGGUUUGGCCGGCGAGUGGGCUGGUCUGGCUGGGAUUUCUACUUUAUCACUGAUUUGGCCAAAGAACAAGAGAUACAAGCAUUUAACUUUCCAUUUUUAACCCUGAAGACCCUUUGA